UCCUACCGUUGGUGGAAAAUUUCAUCACUUGUAUUCUUUAGUCAGACACAGUGUUGAAGUGGUGAAAAGUUCGCAAAAUGGCACAACCGUACGUAAUCCGGGUGAUGGAAGAGAUGGGCUUGGGUACGGAUGGAAGCUUCAUACCCAUUGCCAGCGAGGAGAACAAGAAACUCCUGGAGAGCGUCAAUCGAUUGGGCGAUCGAAAAACGGAAGUGCUCGAUCGGGUUCAGUUGAGCAACCAGCGGUUGGGAAACUUGCAAGUGCAUUUGAAGAACGCUCGGGUGGAGUUUGAUCAGAACCUAAAACUGCUGAGCGAGGACAAACGGCAAAUCGACACGGAACAUGGGAUGCUCAAGGUGGCGGAAAACGAUAGCGGCCGGCUGCGAAAGCUCGCCAAGGAGGUGCAGUACGGACGGGAGGAGCUGGAAAAGCAUGACCAGCGGACACAGAAGGAGAUGGCCAAAUACGCGGCCAACAUGGAGCGAUUCACCGAGCGGAUCAAGUGGGCAAAGGUGGCCCUGGUCGAGUGGAAACAGGUCAUGGGAAACGGCGAUGAGACCAACCAGCUGAUCGCCAAGUACUGCAAGCAGGAUGCCAGCAGGGCGGAAGCUCUGGAAGCGAAGCGAAAAAUUCUCGAAGACAAGGUGUCCAAGCGACGAACAUCGUUGGUAGGGCUGACCGAGGAGUACCGUUCGCUGGAGCAGGUUCUCGAGCGUACCUCGCAGCUCUACAGACAGGCUCACCAGGAGCGGCGACAUCUGGUGCUGACCUGGAAAGAGGCCGUCAAGCAUAUGAAUCAACGAGAGGGGGACAUCAAGAUGGUUGAGGCGGAAAUCGAUUCGGCCCGCGAGAUGAGUGAGCUGCUGAGUGAGGAUUUGCGAGCGCAGGUCGAAUUCCUGGAGGAACAGCAACGCAACAACAAAGAGAUCGAAAUCGGCAUUGCGGAGCUGAACGUUGAAGUCUCUAAGCUUAGAAAUCGUUUGAAUGUAUUGACGGAUAGUGUCCAGUUGAAGACGAACGAGUAUCAGAUAACGAGGAAAGCAGUUCAGAAUGUGUCGAACAAGUUGACCGGAAUGCGUAACAAAACCCGCCAAGCGUUAAUUGAGGAAGCUGAGAAGGAGAAGCAUAUCCAUACAAAUUUGAGCCAGCUGGAAGAACUGAGAGAGAAGUAUGACAACUUCAGGAGUAAAACACUAUGCGCACAGGAACGCUUGAGGCAACUCAAUGAAAUUGUCGAGCAAGAGGAGAAACAGAUGAAGGUGUUGAGUGAUGAAACUGCGCGAUUGUCCACUGCACUCUACAGGGCUCAAACGCAGCUGGUCGCAUUGAAAGACGAGGAAAAAUUGCUGCGAAUUGAGGUUCACUCUUUGGAGUCCGGAGUCGGUAAGAUUAAGGCAGCGAUGAAAACCCAAGCUAAGGAAAUUAUCCGGCAGACUGAGAUUUCGUAUAAUGUGGAUUACACUAUGGAAAAAAUGGAGGAAAGAAUAGCGAAUAUGAAGGGAGAGAACAAACAAGAGGGUGCCAAUCGGGCCCAUGCGAAGCUGGUUCAAGCUGAAGCUAUCUACCAUGCUCGAAAGCAGAACCAUUCGUUGCUGCAGGCGCAGAUAGCCAAAAUCCAAAUCGACUUCCGAAAUUUGAAUGCCAUUUAUCAGCAGGAUUGCGUCGAGAUUGAACGCAUGAUUGGAAAAUUGAAGGAGGAAACGUUGAUAGUAGAGGGAGGCGAUAAGAAACUGAGACAAUCCAUAACGGAAAACCAAGAGCGGUUAGUAGAGAAGAGCUUGCUGAAGAUGAGAAUCAGUCAAAUGGAGUCGCGGGUGGAUAAACAGAACGACAAGAUGUACACGCUGGAGCGACAUCGAAUGGAGUUGGAGACAGCGAUUAACGAGAGACUUAUUGAUAUCCAUUCCCAAAAGGAUAUGCUCAUAUUGAAGAAGAAGUAUUUGCAGGAUGAGAGAGCCCAACUGAAGGCAGAUAUAAGUGAAAGGGCGUUGAAAAUCGAGCAACUUAAGAAUCGCUACGAAUUGUCACUUGACUUGCUCGGUAAAAACGAUGACGGAACAAUAGUGACAGCUACGCAGAUCAAGAUUCAGAACGCUCAAGAGAAAUACAUGUUACUGAGAGAAGGUAGCGAAUUGAACGUGAAAAUUCUUAAAGCAGAGGAAGACCUUAAGGCACUGGAGAACACAUUGAAACUGAUGAACUUUUCGAACGAAAGCUACAAGCGUGGAUUCCAGAAGGUAGAUGCGGACAAUCCCGACAUACAGCAGAUGAAUCAAAUUCAAAACGAUUAUUGUAAGGCAGUUACAGCGCUAAAAAGUGUGCGAACCGACUUGGUUCUCAACACCGAAAAUCUCCACAAUUUGAACGAGGAGAGAGAGGAACAUGAUAAGGCGUUGGAAGCGGCUCAGAAAACUCGUCUUGAUAAUAACGAUAUUCUGUUGAAGAUUCAGAAGGAGCUUCUUGGUCAGAAAACGAAAAUUCAGCGAGCUGAACGUGAGCUUCGGUUGGCAAUUAAAGCCGCUAAAGGAAAAACCCACGACGAAGAUUUGCUAAUGACAUUCCAGAAGGAUAUAAAUUUGAAGGAGCUCGAGGAGAGGAAUAACAUGGCCCUGCAUCAAAUGGCGGAUUUGAUUGAAAUCGUUUCGGAGAUGAACCCAACCGUUCAUAAAUACUUUUACGACAAAGGACUUCGGCUGCCGGCGAUUCGUCGUACCAAGAGUCAAAUAUCAUGGCGUAGCGAAAACUCGCCCGGAUCCGAUUAUAGUGGCCGUGCAGAUACUGUUUCCUCCAAACCUGUCUCAAAAAUGUCGGCUUGUUCCACAUCAACGCGUUCGUCAGAUUCAUCGGAUAAUAUCGCAAAGUCAUUUGAUAAUCGGAUGAGCGCGGGUUUGUCGGUCAUCCUGAUUGAUUUCCCCGGCUCCAGCGUGAAGAAAACCCAGGGGACAGCGAAGAAGUAGAAUGCAUUCUUUCAAAUUUCCAAUACAAAACCCUCACUCGAUAAAUAUCGAUUGAUGAUGAUGGUAACCAUCAUGUUUAUUUCUGGCGAUUUAUAUAAUUUUUUUUUUCAUCCAAUUUCAGUAAUAAUUAAAACUAGCAGUAUCUUCAAUUUGUAGACGCUUGAUAAUUUGUAGCACAAAAAAAAACAAUGAGUCAAAUAUGCACAUCAUUAUUUUGAGUGACUGCGUGUUGUGUUGGUUGUGUACGACUUUUCAAAUUGUUUAUCUUCCUUGUAAUAGUUGGAGGUUAUUACGAUCUCUUUUGCCCCUACUUAUAGCAUGAACGAUUGCCUCUCCCUUGACUGAAUUUUUGAUGAAAUAAAAUCACAAAUCGAGAUUUGUAUCACUAUUUUUUUCGAUUUUUUUC
Messenger RNA from Toxorhynchites rutilus septentrionalis, 3363 nucleotides. RefSeq names its product coiled-coil domain-containing protein 39 (gene Ccdc39). Gene Ontology annotation, cellular component: axoneme. The record is from RefSeq and is a predicted model, not a curated record. Gene Ontology annotation, biological process: cilium movement; inner dynein arm assembly; cilium-dependent cell motility. Bases 78 to 2957 code for a protein of 959 amino acids. Lineage: Eukaryota; Metazoa; Arthropoda; Insecta; Diptera; Culicidae. The transcript has 3 exons.